AUGAGAACCUUAUUGGCUCCUUUUAGAUACCCUAACAUUAUAUAUCUACAACCAGUUGGACGCUCAGGUGGAUUAGUACUCAUGUGGAAAAAUGGAUUUGUCUGUGAUAUAGUUGGUUCUGAUGAUAACAUGUUUCGUGCAAUUGUUCAAAGUAACCCAAAUGAACAGGAAUGGCUUUUCUCUUGUAUGUAUGGAUAUUGUGAUUAUAGUAAAAAGAAGAAUCAAUGGGAAUUCAUCAAAGAUAUUGGUUCUAACAUCAAUCAAUCUUGGGUGUUACUGGGAGAUCUUAACUUUCAUCUUCAAGAUAAUACUUCUCAUGAUUCUUCUUCUUCAUAUGGUUUAGUAAAUUCUAUACUUCAUGAAAUUGGCUUAGAAGAUCUGGGUUUUAUUGGCAGAGAUCAUACUUGGACAAAUAAUAAUCUUGGUACAGGUAAUAGAAGGUCCAGAAUUGAUAUGGCCCUUGUCAAUGCUGAUUGGAAUUCUCAGUUUCAAGACUCAAAUCUUCUCCAUCUAACACAACAUUGGAGUGAUCAUUGCCCAAUAAUGUUAGUCACAGAUUACUCCUUUCCAAAUCUGUGGAAGCCAUUUAAAUUCUUUUUCACAUGGUUAAAUGACUCAAGUUGCUCUACUGAGAUAUCAAAAUCUUGGGAGAAAGAAGUUCAUGGCUCACCAGGUCAUAAAUUCAUUAAGAGAUUACAAUUCACUAGAGCUGCACUCUCCAAAUGGAAUAAACAACACUUUGGAAACAUUAACCACAAUGUGGAUAAUCUGCAACAAGAACUAGAUGAAAUUCAGAAGCUGCCUUUUUCCAGAGAAAACACUAUCAAAGCUGAAGAUGUAAGUAAAGAGUUAAACAAAUGGCAUCAGAUACAAAACAUUAGUACCUCUACUUCACCCGUUAUUGAAGAGAAACAUUACUCUAUACUGCCUAAUGUCAUUUCAGAUGAAGAUAAUAGAAGAUUACUAUUUAUUCCAACUGAUGAAGAAGUUUUAAAAACUCUUAAAAGUAUAGAGAACUGGUCUGUACCUGGCCCUGAAGGUUUCCAAGAUGGUUUCUACAAAUCUCAAUGGAAUACAAUUGGACCAGAUUUGUGUGAAAUGGUAAAAAGGUUCUUCACCACUAAACACUUAUCAAAGCAUCUUAACAAGACUUUCAUUUCAUUAAUUCCCAAGAAGAGUAAAACAAAAUCUCCUUUAGAAUUCAGACUAAUUGGUUUAUGUAACACUUCAUACAAGAUCAUUUCCAAGAUUUUAGUUAAUAGGAUGAAGCCAUUUAUGGACUCAAUCAUUUCUCCUUACCAAGCUGCAUAUGUUUCUGGUAGAUUGAUAAAUGAUAACACCAUCAUUUCCCAUGAACUAAUUCGUUCAAUGAAGAGGAAAAAAGGUGAAAGUGGAUGGUUAGGCUCUCAAGAUUGA
This is a messenger RNA of Papaver somniferum (opium poppy), 1416 nucleotides long. RefSeq lists its product as uncharacterized. Bases 1 to 1416 code for a protein of 471 amino acids. NCBI's taxonomy places the organism in Eukaryota, Viridiplantae, Streptophyta, Magnoliopsida, Ranunculales, Papaveraceae. The record is from RefSeq and is a predicted model, not a curated record. The transcript has 2 exons. Gene Ontology annotation, molecular function: catalytic activity.